Molecule: messenger RNA, 1213 nt
Organism: Sphaerodactylus townsendi
Lineage: Eukaryota; Metazoa; Chordata; Lepidosauria; Squamata; Sphaerodactylidae
Gene: LG03H19orf53
Product: linkage group 03 C19orf53 homolog
Exons: 4
Coding region: 1-504 (167 amino acids)
Source: RefSeq, a predicted model, not a curated record
AUGCCUCUGCACCUUUCACCACCACCGUUUGCUCUUCAUUUCAGAAGAUCUGACUGGUGGUGGGAGGAGUCUGCCCGUCGCCCCCCUGUGGCGUGUUGCCGCGUGGAAUCAGGUCUUUAUGUCGCGCCAGCGUGCGCGCGCGCCUUGCGCUCUGUGCCAUCCCAUUUCCGGGUCGGGCGGAGCGUGAGCGGACAGGGGCAGCCAUGGCGCAGGAGCAAGACGAAGUCCCCAGGCCCGCCAGCAGGGAGGGCUCGGCUCUCCCGGAAGAAGGGGGCCGCCGCCGCCGCCUGGGGGGGCCGCGCAGGAGGCCGAAUAAUCGCUCCCAAAAAAGCUCGAGUGAUCCAGCAGCAGAAGCUAAAGAAGAACCUUGAGGUCGGCAUCCGUAAGAAGAUUGAGCACGAGGUGGUGAUGAAGGCGAACGCCAGCCAGCCCAAGAAACUGAGCCUGCUGAAGACACCGAAAGCAGAGGCCAAGAAGGAGCCCGGUCCCUCCAGCCAGCCUUAGCUGCCCUUUGCGUGGAUGGCAAUGGGCCGCUCUGUGUUCCAGGCGGGCAACCUUUCGACUUUCCCAGGUGGUCACCUGUCUGGUGAAAAGCUUCCUUUCCCACGAGAAGCCAUCUGGACUGUUGAGCGCGGAGUUGUUUAUUCCAGGGUUAGGAAAAGAGCUUUUCUUGGAAACUGUUCUGCGACAACCUCGCACAGCUUUAUCUAUGUGACUGGGGCAAGGGAAGCCGUGUGCUGUGGGUCUUCAGCUAUCCCAGGUUGAGAGGACUAGACAAGAAGGUGUCAUAUCUAGGCCUGGUGGGGCACCUUCCCCCGCAGCGUUCUUUUUAUAUAGAUAUAGAUAUAUAUAAAUGCUUUAUUGAGUUUUCAAAAAUACACAAAAUUCAAAUCAUACAUCCAUCAACAUACGGCUCAUAAGUCAAAAGGAAAAAGAUGUAGUAGAAAAUGUAGGAGUUCCAUUUGUAGAUUCUUAGUUUUAUUCAUAGUUGGUCAAUGGCUGGAGCUCUUCCAUGUUCCUGAUCUCAGCAGGGCUGUCCUUCCCAAAGGCUCAGAUCCUGAUAACGGGGGAGACACCUGGUCAGAAACUAACUAGGCUUAUCUCGAGGGCCCUCCCCACUUGUCUGUGGGGGCGGGAGGAGAAAAUAGUUUCUCCAGGCAAGGAUUAACCAGGAUUCUUCUUACGAGCUUGACUGGAAGUCCUCCAAAGCAUU